GCUCAGCUGUCUUGGUUUUGACAAUUUCUACAGUGUCCAGCGCAUUUUGUUUACAAACAAUUUUAUUAUUGAUAAUUUAUAAAAAUGGCGGACUAUUGGAAGUCGAAUGAGCGUAAAUACUGCGACUUUUGCAAAUGCUGGAUAAGCGACAAUAAAGCGAGCAUUGCUUUCCACGAAAGUGGGAAGCGACACAAAAUGAACGUCGCCAAGCGCAUUACGGACAUUAGUCGGAAUAGCGAGAAGGCCGAAAGGGAGAAGCAGAAGAUGGAUGCAGAGAUCCGAAAAAUGGAGGAAGCGGCAAUGCGUUCAUAUGCGCAGGAUAUACAUGCAAGCGGAGAUUUUACAGCGCGAAGCAUAAACGCCGUGCUGGAUGCAAGCGUGGGCACUGUGACCGCUUCUACAUCAACAUCAGCUAAGGUCCGAGCAAAACAAGUGGAUCCCGUAAGACUUCCCGGCAAUUCUGAUGACGAAGACGAUGAGGGAAGAACUGUUAGGGUACAAAAAGUGUUGCCGGAGAGUGUACCGAAUGCAUCGCUUUGGGUUGAGGGUAUUUCUGAUGAGGGAUAUACAUACUAUUGGAAUGUGAAAACAAACGAAUCCGUAUGGGAAGCACCUAAAGAAGGCUAUCUCUCCUAUGCCGAGUAUCAGCGUAUAAAUGAAUUGGCUGUGAAAAAGCAAGAAUUGGAAGAUGCAAGUGAGGCGAAAAAGUUUCGGGAGAAUGUUAAUGAGGAAGUUGCCCGUUAUAAUCGAGAACGUUUGAAAAUGUUCAGAAAGCCAGAAACUCCACAAGAAGCUCAAAAGCGACGUGAAGAAAAACAGGCUUAUAAAACAGAGGAGGAAGCCAGCGCUCAAACGAUUGGUGAAUGGCAAGUGGUGGAACAAAAGCCACCUCCUGUACCUAUAGAUUUGGAGCUACCCAAAGUAGAUAACUUUUAUAUUCCACCGGUGGUGUCCAAUGUACCAUCGGAGCCACCAGUAAAGCGCUUCAAAGAGAAGGUCAUUGAAACUUUGGAUCCAACAACUGUAAAUGACGUGCCAACUUCUUUCAAAAAACGAAAAUUCGCGGCAAAAGCCAACCAACGUCAACGGCUCGACGUCGAUUAACUCUUCCUUAUUUUUAUUUUAAUUACAAUCCAUUAGUUUGUUUUAAUUAAUUAAGAAAUAUAAAAUUCUAUUGACUUGUAUCCGUAAAUUGUGUGUCGAACAUGCAUUUCGACGUCAAAUAAUCUAACUGUAGGCGUAAUUGUUUACCGAUUAUUAAAAUCAACAUAUGCAACACA
This is a messenger RNA of Bactrocera dorsalis (oriental fruit fly), 1280 nucleotides long. RefSeq names its product WW domain-binding protein 4. The record is from RefSeq and is a predicted model, not a curated record. NCBI's taxonomy places the organism in Eukaryota, Metazoa, Arthropoda, Insecta, Diptera, Tephritidae. The transcript is spliced from 4 exons. Gene Ontology annotation, molecular function: protein binding; RNA binding; zinc ion binding. The coding region runs from base 85 to 1104 and encodes 339 amino acids. Gene Ontology annotation, cellular component: nucleus; precatalytic spliceosome. Gene Ontology annotation, biological process: mRNA splicing, via spliceosome.